Lemur catta (Ring-tailed lemur) is the source of this 2572-nucleotide messenger RNA. It is a transcript of the gene DNALI1, whose product is annotated as dynein axonemal light intermediate chain 1. Bases 69 to 845 code for a protein of 258 amino acids. The transcript has 6 exons. Lineage: Eukaryota; Metazoa; Chordata; Mammalia; Primates; Lemuridae. Gene Ontology annotation, cellular component: filopodium; axoneme. Gene Ontology annotation, molecular function: dynein heavy chain binding. The record is from RefSeq and is a predicted model, not a curated record.
AUGGUGACAGCAAACAAGGCCCUGCCUGCAGGGGCCGCCCAAGCUGGGCUGCAGUCCCAGCUGCCGCCAUGAUCCCCCCCGCGGACUCUCUGCUCAAGUAUGAUACCCCGGUGCUGGUGAGCCGGAACCCGGAGAAACGGAGCCCCAAGGCUCGGCCACUGAAAGUCAGCCCCCAGCAGCCUGGACCCUCAAGUCCAGUCCCACAGCCACCCAAGACCAAGCUCCCCUCAAAUAUUUGUGUCCCAGAUCCUACAAAGCAGGCAGAAGAAAUCUUGAAUGCCAUCUUACCCCCAAGGGAGUGGGUGGAAAACACGCAGCUAUGGAUCCAGCAGGUGUCCAGCACCCCCAGCACCAGGAUGGACGUGGUGCACCUCCAGGAGCAGCUGGACCUGAAACUGCAGCAGCGGCAGGCCCGGGAAACGGGCAUCUGCCCUGUGCGCAGGGAGCUCUACUCGCAGUGUUUUGAUGAGCUGAUCCGGGAGGUCACCAUCAACUGUGCGGAGAGGGGGCUGUUGCUGCUGCGAGUCCGGGACGAGAUCCGCAUGACUAUCGCUGCCUACCAGACCUUGUACGAGAGCAGUGUGGCGUUUGGCAUGAGGAAGGCACUGCAGGCCGAACAGGGGAAGUCAGACAUGGAGAGGAAAAUUGCAGAAUUGGAGAGCGAAAAGAGAGACUUGGAGAGGCAAGUAAACGAGCAGAAGGCAAAAUGCGAGGCCACGGAGAAGCGGGAGACUGAGAGGCGGCAGGUGGAGGAGAAGAAGCACAACGAGGAGAUUCAGUUCCUAAAGCGGACGAAUCAGCAGCUGAAGGCCCAACUGGAAGGCAUUAUUGCCCCGAAGAAGUGAUAAUUUCCAUAUGGGUCUCAGCAAACACUACUACCCAAUCAUAAGCCCUUUGUAAUAAAAAGCUAGUUUCCUGAGUGAGCAAGCCAUAUCCUCCCCUAAUCACCACCUGUGUGUUUUUCAGAAGUCACGCUAUUGCCCCAGUGUCAUCAAACACUUAAGGUCUGCCAGCCAGGCACCUGGCUGGGCAGUAGAAGGUGGUGUAGGCCAGACAGUCUCAGCAUAUGGCUUAUUAGCCAACCUUGGGAUUUGCCAACUCAAACAGUAAGACUGGCUUUCUCAUCGCCACUCCACACCAUCGCUUAUUUCUGGCCAAAUGAAGCUGCUUCUUUGCCCCUCAAACUUUUGGUUCAUUCAUCUUGCACUUCAACUUGGGCUUCUCUGGUCUCAGUCCUUCCUUAUUUGAUGGUUUUUCAUCCCUACUACAAUGCAUUUCUAUAGUUACUCAUUUUUGAGCUUUGGUUUUAUACUGUAUUGUUCCCACCUGCUAAGUCAACUGGAUUUCCCCCCCCCUCCACUUUCAAACUACCUCGGUUAGGAACCAAUGGCAAAGUCAAACCCAUGGCUUUGCAGAAAGUAAAUGUUUGCUGGAAAGGAAUACCAGUCACAGUGUCCUUUUGAGCUGUUAGCAACUCAGCUUCUCCACCACCAGAUUUGAUUUGUUCACCUUAUUCUGCAGAAAAUCUAACCCUGACUCUACCUCCCCAGUUAGCUAUGUUUAAUUAACUGGAGAGGUAACCAAAUCUCACAUGUAGCUCUAAUUACUAAUGAUCAGACUAUGGCGUGGAGACAACUGCAUUUUACUAUCUCUCUUAAAUCAAACUCUUCUGGUUUUGUAGGCUGAGAAGAUUGAAAUAGUGGCAUAAAUCUGGCACGGGUGGCAUGAUGGGUGACUUCCAUCACUCAGUGAAACUGCACAAGUAACAUUACCUAAAGGCACUGACAUGCUCAGUAUCCUCCUGAAGAGGUGCAAGAAGGGACUCACUUCUUACCAGAGCUUGGAUCCGCCACCCACCCUGGUUAGGACUUCAAGACUCACUGGAAGAACCAUAGUCCCACAGGAAGAGCUGUGUUUCCCUGAGACAAACAUGCCCCGUAUGCUCUAGUCUCGAGUUUGAAGUCACAGCUUUCACACUGACACACUGUCCUGAGGAAUUAUGAGGCUCCACUAAAAUGACCUGCCCAUGUUGUCACCUCCAUGGGAAAGAACCCUGUCCACUGAGAUCUGCUAGUUCCAGGGCUCUAAGACAGUAAUGCACAUAUGUCCUAGGUGGGUCCACUUCAGACUCAAUGAGGGACAGAAGUUGCUGCUGCCUUUCCUUCAGAUAUUAAAGCCCAGGCCGUGUACACAACCAUCCUUGAGAUUUUCUUCUUUUGACAGUUUUGUACCUUCUGCUCCAAUUUGCUAAUUACCAGCACAAGAGAAAUAUCACACUUUCCAUUUUGUAGACCUCAUCCCCUAUUUCUGUCAGAUGUUUUCAUGACAGGGUUACUCUCUGGAGGGACUAAGAGGGCUAAUCCAAGCACCUCAAGUGCCAAUGGACGCGAUCACUGAAAUCUUUAGGGCUGAGGGGGCUUUAAUCUUCACCCGGGCUGGUGAAUGGCUUCAACUGUCAAACCUCAGAACAAAUGCAAUAUGGCCUUAGAAAUGCCAGCUUGUGGGAAGAAAAUGAACACAAUUUCUAAUUGCAUAUUUUUGUAUAAUUUAAUAAACAACUUUGUAAACGUUA